AUAUAUAUCAGUAAUUUAUCUUAUCAUUUUUAUAUUAUCUUCACAGAUGUAAAGAUAACUUGCAUAAUUAAAAGCGUAUUAUACAUACUUAUUAUGUAUGAUGUUAAAAAUUAAUGCAUAAUACAAAAUAAACGAUCGAUAAUUUUGUCACGUGAUUUCAAUUAUUUGAAAAAAAAACACAUUAGAUCAUAGUUAGUCGGUUGUGUCUACCGUGUUUGCAGUUUUGACGCAUCAUGAAACGAUCUAUACUCUCAUCACAAGAAAGAAAAUCUAACACUGCUGUUAGUCGUCAGAGUACUGAAGCUGAUGGCCAUCAAACUCGGACUAGCAAUAUCACCGGUGUUGGUGGUGGUAUUAGCCUUCAACAAACAGUAGACACAGAGGAUACUGAAUUAACAAUCGAUGACGAUGAUGAUAGUUAUGCUGGUUCAAUGGCUAAAAAUCUCCCUGAAGAUGAUGAUUUACGUGUUAUGGUUGAGUUAAAUAAUCCACGUAUCUAUCGUGAUGUUAAGCAUAUUCUACUCGAAGAACAACGUAUACGUAAAGCGCUUAGAAAGAAUAAAAAAUUACCCUUCCCAUGUAAAUGUUAUCAAUUAUGCGAAUUUGGAUAUUUAAUUCAACCAUUGACUAGUGCACUAGGUCAACUAUACGAAGAAUAUAUUUCAUUACACAGAGAUUAUCAUAACCUAUUUCAUGCUGAUACUAUUACUACAGAUGAUAAUCAAAUCUAUGUGAAUAACACUGCUAUAACUGUUCGCCAAAAAUCGAAAGAAACUGAUUUAAACAAAAAAUAUCCGCUGAAUACAAAUGAAUUUCACUAUGAUAUUGAACAUUUAAUUGAGAAAAUUGAAGCUCAAGAAAAUGAACGAUUAUAUCGUAGAACAUGUGAACCUUAUAUGGAAGCUGUACGCUUGUAUAUACAAAAAAUGGCUACACCUAAAUGGGAAAGAAUUAAAUUAUGGUUUAAAAAUCAUUUAAUGGCUAGAAAGAAAUGUAUUUGUUUUCAUUGUGAUUACAGGGAUGCAUUAAUUGACUAUAGAGAUGCUUUAAUUAAUUUACAUAAAGAAUAUAUUAUUAUUUAUGCAAAUUAUUAUGCACUGGUAAAUUCGCUUAGUUUAAAUGAGUUAAGCGUUAAAAAUAAUAAAAUUUUAAGAAAAAUUAAAAUUAAUUCAAAGUAUUUACAGUAUAUUAAGUCAUUUUUAUAAAAAGAAUAAAACAAAAGCCAAAAUUUUACCAGUUUCCGUGUUUAUCCGCUUUUUUGACUUGUUCCAUUGAACAUUGAAUUUUGAAUAUUGGACGCGGAGCGUAAUAUGACUUGAAGCGGAACGCUUCCCUUCAAUAUCAUAUAUAUAUUAAUAUAUUGUUGAUCAUUGAAUUAAUUUUUUUAAAUAUCCACGUGUUUUGUUUAAAAUUUCAGCUUUAUUCAACAUAUUUGUAGACGAUAAAAUAAUUAUCAUUGUUAGGCCUAAAGAGAAUAAAAGUGAUAUUGUAAAAUAAACUGUUGCUAAUAUAUACUUUGUUCGUUUUAUCUUACGUUGAUAUUGUCUAAACUGUUUAUUGUUUAAAUCAGUAUAAGCUGUUAACAUUAAUACAAGUGUUAUUAAACCGAAUAUAGUGAAUGGAAAUAAUAAGAUAAGUAUUACACAUAACCAUAAUUGACACCAAGCAUAAGUGAAUUUCGAAUCAUCUCCAGAUGCUGUACUCUUUGAUAGAUCUGUAUUCUUUCGGAAAUAUUGAUAUAGACGUUGAUGUCGUUGAGGAUACCUGGGAUGUUGGUGUUGUUGUUGCAACUGCUGACUGUGUUGAUAGUAUGGGUUGUGAUGACGAGGUUGAUAGUGUUCUCUAUCUUGUGGAUAUUGUUGUUGUCUUUCUAUGUCAUAAUGAGGAUGAUAUUGAUGUGGAUAAUCUGUAGACGGAUAAAUUUCAUGUUGUGAUGAUUCAGACUGGUUACAGUCAAGUUCUGAAUUAGGUCUGUCUUGUUUCGCUUUUGAUUUACGUUCUAACUUUUUAAUUUUACCAUC
This is a messenger RNA of Trichobilharzia regenti, 2021 nucleotides long. Lineage: Eukaryota; Metazoa; Platyhelminthes; Trematoda; Strigeidida; Schistosomatidae. The record is from the annotation of a GenBank genome assembly.